AUGUCGUUAGCUCCGUUUGUCGCGUCGACCGGCCCUUUGCUGGACCGUGCUUCCGCAGGGAUGCGAGCACUGAUCAGCAUUGUCUCCAAAAAUGAGUGUCAGUAUUUCGAGGAGGGGCACUUCAACGCAUCCCAAGUCAAGAAGGAGCUGCAAGAUGCGAGCGUGGAAGCCAAGGUGACAGCCAUGAAACGGCUGCUUGCCGCGCACGCCUCUGGUGCAGAUGUCUCGCCGCUCCUUCCCGAUGUCGUGAAGGCAAUCGCUGUGCCGGAUCUCGAACUCAAACGUCUCGUCUACCUCUUUCUAGUUCAGCACGCGGAAGGGAACCGCGACCUUGCUCUUUUGUCCAUAAACUCUUUCCAGAAGGACCUCAGUGACCGCAACCAUAUUGUCCGUGCGGCGGCGUUGAAAGCACUUGCCUCAAUACGGCUGCUGGAAGUCGUUCAGCUUCUCGUUAUCUCGCUGAAACGUGCGGCCGCAGACUCGUCGCCCUUUGUGAGGCGCACCGCAGCGCAGUGUGUAGUUAAGGUGUUUGCUCUGGACCAGGAUCAGUUUGAGGAUUUGAAAAACAUCGUCCUCACCCUGCUUGCAGAUGUCGAAGUGUCUGUUGUCGGCGCGGCGUUGGUCGCUUUUAGAGAGCUAUGUCUCCGCCAUUCCUAUUUGCUUUUUCACGGCGACGAAGAUCAUCCGGAUGAUCGCGACGAGGAGUACUUGAAGUGUUCGUACACACCGACAGAAGGCAGAGACUUGAGGAGUGGAACUCCAGGCACUGCUGUAGGUGUCGCUUCUGGUGGGUGUGAAGGUCGGUUUAAAGAAUCGCAAGAAGUCCGAGCGCAGGCGGCUGCCCUCGCACUCCUUCAUCGGCAUUACCGCAGACUCCAAAAGUGCCUCCCGCAGUUUGAGUCGUUCGCUCAGGUAGUUGCCGUCGAUCUAUUCCUGCGCUACUGCCGCCUCUAUUUCUCAGAUCCCGUUGAACGAUUUCGGCAUCCGGGCGCUGGCGUUGCUCACCGUGGGUCCGAUGCAGCGGAACGCAACAACGAGAACGGGAGGCGGGCACCUGCGGUGCAGGGCUCCCUGUCUAACGUGGAGGGGAGCGCUGAAGCUCCCGUGACUAUAGAGCGGCUUACAGAGGACUCUCCCGGCAAUCCCACGCCUGCGGACUUGCGUCUAUUUUUGACAAAUCUUCAGCUGCUUCUGCACUCAGAGAGUCCUGAUGUCGUUGUCGCCGCAACGGCGGCUCUCUUCUACCUUAUUCCUUCGUCUCCGGCAGCGUGGCAGGCUGCCGUCCAUCCGAUGCUGCGAUGUAUGCACACGUGUGCGUCGGACGUGCAUGAGCCACUGCUGCACACGAUUUCUGUGCUGGCGUCAGCAGCGCCGUCUCUGUUCGUGCCUCAUGUGCGGUCAUUCUUCCUGCGGUUCACGGAUUCUCCACCCGUGCGACAAGCGAAACUUCAAGUUCUGCGUUCUCUCGUGGCCUCCGCAUCUCCGCAGGACACACCUGGCGGGGCGGUCAGCCCCCUCGCGCUUCUCAUGCUGCCAGAACUCCGCACGUACAUCCACUGGCCAGGUGAUCAGGCCCUGCUCUCUUCUUCAUUCCGUUUUCUGACGUUCCUAGCCCUCCGGUUCCCGCCAGUUCAGGCGGCCUGCAUGCAGAUUUUUGUUCAGCUCCUCGAUGCGCCGUCGGCGGCUCUCGCCGCCGAAGCCGUGCUCGCUCUGCAGACCUUGCUGCAGCGCCAGCUUGAGCAACAGCGCGAGAGCAGUGCGCGGUCGGGACAAUUGGGGCGUCUGCUCUUGCAGCUGGUGUCGCAGCUGCCGCGAGUGCACGCGCCGGCAGCUCGGGCGUCUGUCGUGUGGAUCGUCGGGCAGUAUCAACGAGAAGUCGGCUGGGUUGCCGCGGACUUUCUGCGGCAGCUUGUUGGAGAAUUCAAGGCGGAGGCGGAGGAAGUAAAGCUGCAGAUCUUGCUGCUCGCCCUGAAAGUCUGGGCCUUCCACUGGCUGAACAAGACAGGCCUGGCGCACGCCGUGGAUGACGACGCUGUGCGCGAGCGGGGCGUGGCGGCUGCCCGCGGCACCCCCGCAGCAGAGGAAGGACACGGCCUUCGGAGCGACAAAGGAGAGAAGCCUACGGGCUGCGUAGGAGAUCAAAGGCAGGAGGAAGAGGUCCAUCAGAGCUCUCGCGACUUCAGUGGCGCAGAAGGAUCGUGCAGGGGAGCGCAGAAACGGGAUGUGUGUGACGAGACAGGCGACGCCCCACACGGGCAAGCCACUUCGCAACUGCUGCCGAUGCCGACGGAGGAAGAGAGUGCGGAGGCCUUCCCGAGGCUCGACGGCAUGCUCAAAUACAUUUGCGAAGUCGCCAGCUUUGAUAGGAGCUACGACGUCAGAGACAUGGCUCGUCUUUACUUCACACUCUCUCGACUCGCACUCUCAACUGAGCGCGCAGCGCCCCAGAGAAGCGGCGUUCGUGACCCAGGGAAAAAUGGCAUCAAGAGGGAAGACUUCGCUGACGGCGAAAGUUCCGCAGAAGCGUCCGUUGCGAGCGGGGCGGCGUUAUCGUCACUCGAGGGUUUGUCCGGCCUAGGUGGAGACAGCCUCAAGCGAGGGGCGCCGGUGGCGAGUAUGCAGCAAUUCGCAGGCGUCUGCAUGCGGUUCCUCGCUGCUGCACCAGGCGACAAGACUCAGAGAAAAGCCGACAGUCGGAGCCACGUAGCCUCGACCUGCGCGGCUUCCACUCCGGUGGCUGCAUUCGCACAUUCGCAAAACAGGGCUGACGAGUAUGCCGGCCGCGCAGUCGGGUGUGACGCUCCUGACACUCGGCGUGAACCAGUCUUUGCGUUGGGUUCGCUCUCUGAUAUGAUGUCGGAGCGUAUGGCUGGAUACGCGUCGUUGCCUGCCUUCGCCGCAGAAGACUCAGCGGAUGAACUCAGGUUCGUCGAGACAGAAGAACGCCGCGCCCUGGUCAUCGGGCCUCCCGGCACCGAGAGGCGACCUGGCGGAGGGCUGUCUUCUCAGAAAGAGCUCAAGUCGAUCUCGUCCGACGACGUCGUUGUCCGCAGAAAUGCGGCGGCGCUGAUGGGUCGCGAAGCGGUGGUGAAAGCGGCUCCCACCCCGCUUGACCUCGACACCUUCUACAACGAUCUCGGGGGCCUUGCAGGCGACCGCGCGGGACUGGAGGCGCUGCGGGCUGCGCAGCCGUUGCAGCAAAGCUGGAGGGAGGCUGCUGGUGGCUCGGUCGCAGCAGAAGCAGAGAGAGGCAGUGAAAGCGCGGAUUUGUGGCAGAUGUUUGGAAAUGCGGCGGACAGCGGGAGUCGCGCCGGUUUUGGAGGUGUUGAAGCGGUUUUCCAGCAAGGCCGACACCCCGCUGCGGCGUGUGGACCCAAGACUGCAGGCUGUGGCGGCGGAGUGGCUGUGGCAGGGGAAGACGAUGAAAGCGAAGACGAGGAUCAAGAAUGGCGAGCAGCCGCCGUCGGCGAAAAAGAAGUCUGUGAUGGAAGCUGUGGUGUUGGAGCUGAGGGCGCAGGCGUUGAGAGAGAGGAAGAAAGCGACUGGAAAUUCAUGCCCCCUGGCCGAUGA
This is a messenger RNA of Besnoitia besnoiti, 3570 nucleotides long. RefSeq names its product HEAT repeat-containing protein. The transcript has a single exon. Gene Ontology annotation, cellular component: membrane coat. Gene Ontology annotation, biological process: vesicle-mediated transport; intracellular protein transport. The record is from RefSeq and is a predicted model, not a curated record. Bases 1 to 3570 code for a protein of 1189 amino acids. Lineage: Eukaryota; Apicomplexa; Conoidasida; Eucoccidiorida; Sarcocystidae.